Molecule: messenger RNA, 1768 nt
Organism: Drosophila subobscura
Lineage: Eukaryota; Metazoa; Arthropoda; Insecta; Diptera; Drosophilidae
Product: UBX domain-containing protein 7
Exons: 1
Coding region: 70-1560 (496 amino acids)
Biological process (GO): proteasome-mediated ubiquitin-dependent protein catabolic process
Cellular component (GO): nucleus
Molecular function (GO): ubiquitin binding
Source: RefSeq, a predicted model, not a curated record
AUAAAUCUGCGGUCACACUGGCGACAACUUAAACUAAAAUUGCAAAGUAUUAACUAUUAAGGAGACAAAAUGUCCACUAGCGAUGAUUCACCAGACGAGCUGGUGAAGCAGGUUGUGGAAAUCACGGCAUGCACUGCGGAUGAAGCCAAACACUAUUUGGGAGCCUGUGCCAACGAUGUGGCUGCCGCGGUGGCCCUGUUUUUCGAGCAGGGUGGUGCUGCGGCUGCCUCGACAUCAUCGACGAGCGCGGGUCCUUCAUUGCCAAUACUGGACGAUGAAGACGAAGUGCGUGCUCCCAUAGCUCCGAUUAGGGAGCAGCUAUUACUGCCAGAAGACGACAACUUCUUUGCGUCCGGUGGCAGCAACAGCAACCGGCUGUCGCGUGUCUCGCAGCGGCAGAAGGUCUGUCCUCUCCGCGACUUUGCCCGAGAGGCAGCCCUGAUGGAGGAGCAACUGCAGGCCACAGGCGCCUACUCGGACCCCGGCGCCCACCGAAGGCGUCGCGAACGCUCCGCCCAAAUGGUUGUCGCCGGACAGGCCAUUGCGCUGAAUUCACGCGCCGGAGCGGCCACAGCCACCACCACAUCCCGCCUUGGUGAUCUAUUCCGCCCCCCCACAGACAUACUCUAUUCCGGAACUUUGACGGCGGCCCGCGAGUUCGCCACCAAGCGGCAGCGAUGGCUGCUGGUUAACGUACAAGGGGAUAACUUUCAGUCGCAGACCAUGAACCGCGAUGUCUGGUCAAACAAGGAUCUGAAGAAGUUGGUAAGGCGUCAAUUCACGUUCUGGCAGGUGGACAACGACACCUCCGAGGGACGCCGCUUUGUGGCCUUUUAUCACUGCGCAAAGCUGCCGUAUCUGUGCAUCAUUGAUCCCCGCACUGGCGAGGAGGUUUGGCGCAGCCCGGAGCCCACUCAGGAGAAUGUUCUGCCUGAUUUGAGGCAAUUUCUGCGAGAGCACCGCGACUUUACCCACGAAGAUGCUCCCAGUACUUCGUCGAAACGAGCUGCCACGAACAUUGAGGACGAUGAUAUCGAGGACGUGGACCUGGAUGCCGAGGCCUCGUGCUCGUCGGCCAGUUCCCGCGGAACGCCAAAGAAGCGAGCCAAGCUGCUGGAGCUCACCGAGGAAGAGCAGCUCGAGCUGGCCAUCAAGAAUUCGAUGAACGAAAACGGAGAUGCCAACAAGGUGGAUGGCCAGGCCAGUGAUGCCGAGAGCCUAGAGGAAUUCGACGAUGACGAGCUCAAAGUGGCUGCAGCUGCCGCCACCUCCUACGAAACUCAGCUGGGCGAAGCCACGGACGAGGUGACCACUUUAAAGCUGCGUCUUUUGAAUGCCCUGGGCGCCGAUGAAAUCGUUCAGCUACGCUGGCCCUCGGACACCAAGCUUCAGACCCUGCGUCUAUACAUUCGCCAAACGCACAAGCACAUCCCACAAGAGGGCUACAAGCUCAUCUGCGCCUUUCCGCGCAAGUCGCUCGAGGCCGAGCACAACCAGAGCUCGCUGAAAGAUCUCGGACUGCAUCCCUCGGCAAAUGUGCAUCUCACGCUGGACGACUAGACUCCAUCACUCUGUCCUCUGUCUGUCCAAAUCAAGCAGCGCAACGCACUUUUCAUUUAAACAUUCAUUUAAUUGGUCUCUGGCCCCGUACUCCGCAUCCCCCAUACCCAAAAGCUCCACACAAACAAAAAAUGCUGUCUUAAAUAUAAGUAACAAUACAUUGAAUAAAACCUACUCUACUAGGAAGGCUACUUAAAUCUUCCAUUUC